UCAUGAAAUUUGUUUACCAAUUUAUUCUCACUCUCUCUCUCUCUCUCUCUCUCUCUCAUGUUUCUGGAUUUCACGGCUAAAUUGGUUUUGCGUGACAAAAACCCUAACUGCCACAAAACCCUAAUAUCUACUUUACUGUUGUGAGUCUUUUUCUUAUUUCCCCUUAUUUGGUUUCAGUCAUGAAGCUUGAUGUCAAUGCCCUAAGGUAUCUAUCAGACGAUGACUUUCGUGUGCUCACUGCUGUUGAGUUGGGUAUGCGAAACCAUGAGAUUGUUCCAGCGGACCUUAUCAACCCAAUAGCUGGUCUCAAGCAUGGUGGGACAUAUAAAGUCUUGAGGAAUUUACUUAAACACAAAUUGGUGCAUCAUGAUUCCUCAAAAUAUGAUGGCUUCCGUCUUACAUAUCUUGGCUAUGACUUUCUUGCCAUAAAAGCUCUCCUAAACCGUGGUGUAUUUGUGGCUGUUGGUCGACAGCUAGGUGUUGGAAAAGAAUCAGAUAUAUUUGAGGUUGCUGCAGAAGAUGGCACCAUUAUGGCUAUGAAGCUACACAGGCUUGGUAGAAUCUCUUUCAGGGCAGUUAAAUCGAAGCGGGAUUAUUUGCUGCAUAGAAGCAGUUAUAAUUGGCUCUAUUUGUCCAGGCUUGCUGCUAAGAAAGAAUUUGCAUUUAUGAAGGCUUUGGAAGAGCAUGGAUUUCCUGUUCCCAAAGCUGUGGACUGCAACAGGCACUGUGUGGUGAUGUCACUUGUCCCUGGUUACCCACUUGUCCAGGUGAAGCAAUUGCAGAACCCAGAGACAAUCUUUGAGACUAUCGUUGGUAUUGUUGUGCGUUUGGCAGAACAUGGUCUGAUCCAUUGCGAUUUCAAUGAAUUUAACAUUAUGAUUGAUGAUGACGAGAAGGUCACCAUGAUUGAUUUUCCUCAGAUGGUGUCAGUUUCCCACAGAAAUGCACAGAUGUACUUUGAUCGUGAUGUUGAGUGCAUUUUUAAAUUUUUUCGUAAGAGGUUUAAUAUUUCAUAUGAAUGCGAGGGAUCAGAUUCGGAUUCUGAAGAAAGUGUGCGGCCAUGCUUUUCUUCUAUAGUGAAGUCUACGAGUUCUUUGGAUAAGGAGCUUGCCGCCAGUGGUUUUACAAGAACAGACCAGGAUGAGAUGGAGAAGUUUGUCAUUAACCCCAGUGAGCCUGUGGAUUGUGGAAGUUCUGAGGAAGAAGAGACUUCUGAUGUGAGAUGCCUUUCUCUAGGAAACGUUGAUGCAGCUGCUUCUAGCUUGGAUUCAAUGCAUAUAGGAAGUGAGUUUAGUGGGGAUUUUAUAAAGCGUGAGGUUAGCAUAUGUGGAAGUGGUGAGGAUGAUUUGGAGAAGUCUCACACUGAUGGUAAUAGCACACAUAGAGGAGACGGUCAUGAUGAUGUGGAUAAGGCUUCUGUAGGCGGAACCACGGAUGCUCAUAAUGAGGAGUCUCUACGACAAGACGAAGAGGGAGAUGAGGAUGAUCCUGUGCUAGUGAGAAGGCUGAACAAGCAGAGGCGGCAGGCAGUUGCUGCCGCACAUGGUCGAAGGAAGCCCCUCUCUUCUCGAAAUUCAUACAAAGACAAGGGUGGCAAGGCCGCCUCUCACAACACUUACCCUAAUGUUAUUGGAAUAUCAUAUGUGAAUACUGAGUUUUGA
Messenger RNA from Amborella trichopoda, 1661 nucleotides. RefSeq names its product protein serine/threonine kinase. NCBI's taxonomy places the organism in Eukaryota, Viridiplantae, Streptophyta, Magnoliopsida, Amborellales, Amborellaceae. Gene Ontology annotation, molecular function: protein serine/threonine kinase activity; ATP binding. Gene Ontology annotation, cellular component: preribosome, small subunit precursor; cytosol; nucleus. The record is from RefSeq and is a predicted model, not a curated record. Gene Ontology annotation, biological process: maturation of SSU-rRNA; protein phosphorylation.